This is a messenger RNA of Lycium barbarum (goji berry), 3314 nucleotides long. Its product is annotated as serine/threonine receptor-like kinase NFP. The coding region runs from base 543 to 2360 and encodes 605 amino acids. The record is from RefSeq and is a predicted model, not a curated record. Gene Ontology annotation, molecular function: ATP binding; protein kinase activity. NCBI's taxonomy places the organism in Eukaryota, Viridiplantae, Streptophyta, Magnoliopsida, Solanales, Solanaceae. Gene Ontology annotation, biological process: protein phosphorylation. The transcript has a single exon.
CGGAAUGUCUCCAAGAAACUGACAAUUGUAAAUUUUGCCUAAUUUAUUAUGUCCCUUUCUCCUAAGGUAAGAGAGCGUGACACAGGCUCGCUUGCAUGUGUUAAGCAUAUACCUAGUGACAACCACCUCUGAGAAUUCACCAGUAUCUCUAGUUUAUUAUUCUUAGUUGUUUACUUUAUGAACUUUGAUAGAAGGAGGAAUCCUUGCCGUCCGGAUUUGGUUCUAGUAUUAAUCUAUUUGCUAGAGCUUCCCUAGAAAAGAACUGAAAGGAGAUGUCAUAGUCAAGGAGAAAUGAUUUUUCUUUUACUUAUUGAGAAUAUUUUACUAAGCAUUGUUGCAUAAAGACAGAGACAGCUGCUUAAAAUAUGAGAAUAGGCAGAGAAGACAAGAGGGUAUCUCGCAGACAAAGCUACAGACAAGCCUCCUAGAUAUUGUCCAUUUCUCUAUCCUUCCAAACUUAAAAGAUAAAUCCCUAAAAUACACUCUUGCUUGAGCCACCAAAUAAAUUUUUAGCUGGUGCCUUGCUAUCUAAGCUUGUAGCAAUGGGAGUUCCUCUUGUCUCCUUGUUUUACAACUUUUUCGUCUUUUUCAUCCUUUCAUCUUCCAAUGUAACUGCUCAAACAUCUAGCACAGACACAGACUUUUCGUGCUCAUUAAACUCUUCCCUGUCUUGUGAUACUUAUGUCACAUACCGUGCCCGUCCACCAAAUUAUUUUGAUGUGGGAAGUAUCUCUGAUCUUCUUGAAGUCAGUCGUUUGAGUAUAGCUAAGGCCACAGGUCUAGCCUCAGAGGACACCGAGCUAUUCCCUGACCAGCUUUUGCUCGUACCCAUUAAGUGCUACUGCAAUGGUUCUCAUUAUUUCUCCAAUGUCACCUAUCAGAUGAAGAAAGGUGACAGCUUUUAUUCAGUUUCAAUAGGAGCUUUUGAGAACCUUACUAAUUAUCAUGUUGUGCAAGAUAUGAAUCCAACACUAGAUCCAACCAACUUGACAGUUGGUGCAGAUGCCGUUUUUCCUUUGUUCUGUAAUUGCCCCGCGCAUUCUGAUCUUGAAAAGGGACUUCAGUACCUUGUCACUUAUGUGUGGCAGCCUUGGGAUGAUAUAUUGCCUGUAAGCAAUAUGUUUGGAGCAUCUGCAGCUGACAUUCUGGCUGCAAACAGUUUCAGAAAUUUCACUGAUGCAAUAUGUCGUCCUGUCUUGAUACCGGUAAGACUUCCUAUUAUUAUGCAAUCUUACCCCUCUUCUACAAGCAGUAGAAAAUCCAAACGUAGAUGGAUCCUCAUUCCUGUUUUAAGUAUUAUGGGGUUGCUUGUAGUUUUUUCAUUUUGCUUGAUGGUAUACAUGCGGCUUCUAGAGGAGAAGAGGAGGGCUAAUUUAGCCCGUAACUCUUCUACUCUUGAAACUUCUGAUCUUUUUCAUACCAAGAAAGCCUCCAAAGAUGAAAUUUUGGACCAUAAGAACAUUCAAGAUAAGCUUCUUCCUGGAGUUUCUGGCUAUAUCGGAAAGCCAAUAAUAUAUGACCUGAAGAUCAUCAUGGAGGCGACUAUGAACUUCAGUGAGAGGUACAGGAUAGGAGGAUCAGUGUACAGGGCCACGAUUAACGACCAAGUUAUAGCUGUCAAGAAAACUAAACAAGCAUCGGAGGAAUUGACGAUACUUCAGAAGCUAAAUCACGCAAAUCUGGUGAAACUAAUGGGCGUUUCAUCAGACAAUCAUGGGAAUUUCUUUUUGGUUUAUGAAUAUGCUGAAAAUGGCUCACUGGAUCAGUGGUUGUUUCCCAGACCGUCAUCCAUGUCUUCUGCCUCUGACUCAGUGGUAUCGCUUGGUUGGAGCCAAAGGUUACAUAUAGCCUUGGAUGUUGCAAAUGCUCUGCAAUACAUGCAUGAACAUACUCAACCUAGUAUUGUUCAUGGACAUAUCUUAACGUGUAGCAUACUUCUUGAUUCAAGGUUUAAAGCCAAAAUUGCAAGUUUCUCUACAGCCACACAUGCUACCAACUCAAUGAUGCUGAAAGCCGACGUGUUUGCUUUCGGGCUUGUGCUGUUGGAGUUGCUUUCAGGGAAGAAAGCAAUGGAAGUUGAAGUUAUGGGAAUCUUGGAAGUUGAAGAUAACAGAGAGGAGAAGUUUAGAAGGUGGAUGGAUCCAAAGUUGAGCUUUUACCCUGUUGAUGAUGCUCUAAACUUGGCUGCCUUAGCAACAGCGUGCACAUCGGAGAAAUCAGCAGAGAGGCCUAGGAUGACAGAUAUUGUCUUCAACCUCUGUUUUCUUACUCAAUCAUCUUUUGAAAUGUAUGGGAGGUCUUGGACUUCAGGUGAACCUGAGGAGAUUGUUCAAAUUGUUAGCCCACUAAUAGCACGUUGACUUAAAGAUGGAGCGUAAAUAUAGAGCCCGUUUGGAUUGGCUUAUAAGUUGCUUAUAAGUUGUUUUCAGCUUUUUUGAGUGUUUGGCUGGUCAGCUUAAAGUCAUUUUGUGCUUAAAAUAAGCUCAAAAAAAUAAUUGGGCCCAUUUGACUUAGCUUAUUUAAAGCAGCUUAUAAGCUGAAAACAGCUUAUAAGCCAAAAAAAUAAGUUAGACUAUCCAACUUAUUUUUUUUUAGCUUAUAAGCUGCAAACAGCUUAUAGGCAUAAGCCCAACCAAACAGGCUCAUAGCCAAGAACUUUGUCCAGUUUGUCUCAAAUUUGUAACAUAUUCUGGAUUAUAAUGCAAUGGGAAGGAUAAGCUGAUCUCCAGAAUAUGUUGCAAAUUCGAGUUCUAGUGUCCAGUUAUUCCCUGUAUUUCUGUUGCAGCUAAAGCAGUUGCUAUUGUAAAUUCUUGUGUAGGAUGUUUUGCUCAACCACUUAACUUUGAAAUAAGUGUAUGUAGAACAAUUUGAUAUAUAUUUCCAUCUUUCACUCUCCAAAAAACGAAGAAAAACUAAGUUUCUGAAAAGACAAUGCAAACUCGUUCUUAAAUAUAUUUGAGAUGUAAACAAUACAGACUAGUACUGGUUUAAUUUGUAAAACAAGUUCUCUAACUUUGUGCAUCCAUCAGUAUUUGUGCAAUGUCUUUCCUCCGUCCUGCUCGAAGACAGCCUGUUUUCCAUUUCUUAUUUUCAACAGACCAAACACAAUUUCAUAAAUGUCUAUCUUCAGAUUAACCUGACAAGCUUCAAGAUUUUCGUAUAAUGUGAUGUGGUGGAGUUUGUGAAAAGCUUCAGUAUUGGCAAAAUAGCAACAAGUUGACUAUGUUUUAUUCUCAUACCGGUCUUGUUCUUAUUCCAAAGGUUGAAUCUCCUACAACUUUUGCUGGUCUUAGGCCAAGUAGUCUUAGCAAUUU